GGUUGAGAACGAGUCUCUCAGCCAUUUGCGCGUUGGUAGCAUAAGUGUUUCUCUGGUGCUUCGCUUCUCUUGUGUCGUUCACAAAUUUAUACGUACUACUUAGUAUAUUUUAUAACAAAAAAUAUAUUUAAUCUCAAGGAUUUCAAGUGUACCUAAGUGCUUCCUGAUUAAUUGAUCAACAUUCAUCAUGGCUGAUGUCGAAACUAAAGAAACCAAAGUUGUUGCUUCCCCAGAGAAGAAAGUAGUGGAGGAAGAAAAAAAAAAGGAGGUUACCGAAGAGGAAGUUAAUGAAAAUUCAAGAUCAUCGGAAACUGAAAAUGGAGCUGACAAUGAUGCCAAAACAAAUGGAUCAACAGAAGAAAAAGAAGCCGAUGAGAAAGAAGUUGCGUCGACGGAAAAUGGUGACUCUCCAGUAAAACCAGUCGAAGAAGAGGUAUGUUGCAUAAAAAGGAAAUCCACUGCUGGCCAAGAAGCCGUGGAUGCUACUGAUGGUGUGACUCCUGAAAAAAAGGCUAAAGUUGAAGACAAACCUGUUGUUGAAGCUGAAAGCAACGGUGAUUCCAAGACUGCUGCCUAAUAUUUCACUUACAUCAUCUGUACACCGUAAUCUGUGGACAUUAUCACCAUCUAAGCGUGAAUUUAAAUUUAAACAGAAUCAUCAGUGUGCAGUAGGAGAAGACGAAAGGAUUACAUUGUUAAUUUUUUUUUUCUUUAUCCAUUAUAUAUUACAACAGUUAAAUUACAUUAAAAAAUCUCAUCCUUUAUGGAUUAUUAUUAUUAUUAUUAUAUUCAUAUUAAUUAAGUUAAAUAGUGUUAUAUUAUCCCACCUGAAUAUGUAUUAUAUUACCGUUCUUCAUCAUCGUCCUCUCUUACAUGCAAAUCCAUGCACAUUAACCUGUUAUAUUGUUACGAUAAGAAAUAAGUACGCAAAUAAUGUUAUAAGUACUAUAUUUGUAAUUCGGAAAUAUUUUAAUGCGGUGCUGUGGAAUAUACGAUUCUCGUUAGAGAUAUUGCCGAAUUAAGUAAAAAAAGAAUGUUAAAUUGUGUUUAGCAUUUUCAGAGAUAACUAUACGGUAUUAACGGCAAAAAAAAAACUUAUUUUUCUGUUGACUAAAUACAUUCCUGUAUCACAAUUUGGUAAAAAAAAAUACCAAAUAUCUAUGUAACAAUUGUGUAAGACUAGCAUCGCUGACUUCCGAUGAACAUUUAUUUAUUUUUCUUUUUUUAUUCAGUUGAAAUUUUCAAUCCACCGUAGAAUCAUAUCUAUAUUUAUUCAUACGACCAGGUUUCAUGUUGACUCAUUAGUAAUGUCCAAAAAUAUUCUACGGUGUAUUGAGGAAUAAAAAAAGAAAAAACAAAUAUAUCGACUUUCCUUGACAGUCAAAUUUUUGACUUAUAGUUGUUUGUCUUGUUUAAUGUGGAAUGUGUAGGUUCAAAACUUAGAAAAUUUUAAAAGAAAAAAAGUUGUCAUAAAUUCUUAUAAUUUCUUCGAAUAUAAUAUUUUUUCUAUUUAUUAAUCAAUUAUAUACUAUAACUUUCAUGAAAAAAAAGUAAAUUUUUGAUUUUAUUAAUUAUAACGUAACAGUGCAAUGUGCAACUAUAACUUGAUUACAGACUUAAUAAUAUUUUUGACUUAUAACAUGACGAAAUAAAUAUUAUAAUAUUACAGGAGUUUAAAAAUGUGUAAUAAAAAUAUCAUAAAUUUGAUAUAAAUUAUUUCUUUUGUGUUCAACUUUAUAUAAAUUAAGAUUAAAGUUUGUAUAAUUUAGUAAAAGUGUUCAAAACUAA
This is a messenger RNA of Cotesia glomerata, 1788 nucleotides long. RefSeq lists its product as uncharacterized. Lineage: Eukaryota; Metazoa; Arthropoda; Insecta; Hymenoptera; Braconidae. Bases 188 to 577 code for a protein of 129 amino acids. The transcript is spliced from 3 exons. The record is from RefSeq and is a predicted model, not a curated record.